AUGUUGCAAACUUUGGUGUUCGUUCUUGGAGCAGCUUUCUUCAUCUUUAAACUUGUCCAGUACCUGCGCCAGCAGCAGAUCAGAAACAAGUACAACUGCAAGCCAUGCACUGCAUUAAAGACCUCCAAUUGGAAGGAGUACUUCGGGUUAGACGUCUUGGUUGACUGGAAGAAGGACUUGGCACGAGGUUUGAAGCAUCAUGUCACCUACGGAAAAUUCCAAAGGAUGCAAGUAUCAACAUUCAAGCACCGUGUCAUAUUCAGAUGGGAUAUUAUGACCACUGACCCGGAGAAUCUUCGCCACAUGAAAAGCUCAGCUAAUUUCAAGUUUUGGAACACGGGAGACAGACCGCAAGCGUUUGAGCCGUUGAUGGGCGAUGGCAUCUUUUCGAGCGAGGGCGCAAGUUGGAAACAUAGCAGGGUGAUGCUCAGGCCGUUUUUCAACAAGGAAAACAUCAAGCACAUCACCAUGAUGGAACCGUUUGCCAAGGACGUCAUUAGAUUGUGCCAAAGGAGUCGCGAGAAUAUUGAUCUCCAACAGGUUUUCCAUUACUUCACCAUGGACUACACCACUAAAUUCUUGAUGGGCGAAAGCUGUGAUUCGUUAAAGGAUGCCUUGGACGAGGUGACUCCGAAUUCAAUCAACAAGGACUUGAAAUCGGGAUUCGCGAGUGCGUUUGACAAGUGUGCCGAGAUCUUGACGUUACGGGUCCUCUUGGGCAAAAAAUUAAUGUGGCUAACCAACUCGAAGAAGUUCCAAGAAGCAGUGGAAAUCCAGCACUCCUUUGUCCGCUACUAUGUGCAAAAGGCAAUCGCAAUGGAUAAAGAUGAGUUGGACAAAAACAGCGACAAUGGCACUUGUUUCCUAUACGAGAUUGCAAAGCACACCAAGGACCCCAAGGUCUUGCAAGAUGAGAUUAUGAACAUCAUCUUGGCAGGAAGAAACACGACCGCCUCGCUUCUUUCCAUGUUGUUCUUUGAGCUCUCGAGGGAGGAGAACAAGCACGUUUGGCACAAAUUGAAUCGAGAAGUCAGAGCUGCUUUCCCUUCGAUCGAGAGUAUUACUUUUGAAAGCAUCAACAGGUGUGAAUAUUUAAAGUGGUGUCUUUAUGAAAUGCUCAGAUUCAACCCCGCGGUGCCGGUGUUUUCCAGGACCGCUGCAACGGACACCAUCUUGCCACGCGGCGGAGGCAAAGAUCAAAAGUCGCCGAUAUUUGUUGCAAAGGGGCAAGUGGUAAUCUACGCAGUCCUCGCAGCCCAUCGCAAUGCCGAGAACUUCGGUGAGGACCCGGAUACUUUCAGCCCUGAAAGAUUUGCCGAACCUCCCAAGAACGGUGCAUUUAUGCCGUUUGGAUUCGGGCCCCGUUUAUGCUUGGGGCAACAACUAGCAAUGACUGAGGCUAGUUAUCUCACCAUCAUCAUGUGUUUAACAUUUAGCGAGAUUGAAAAAGUGGGAAACUUGCCUUAUCCUCCAAGAACAUCUAGCUCGGGAACUCAACGGCUCAUGGACGGUUGCCGCGUGAGAUUGAAAUAA
Messenger RNA from Lodderomyces beijingensis, 1533 nucleotides. The record is from the annotation of a GenBank genome assembly. Lineage: Eukaryota; Fungi; Ascomycota; Pichiomycetes; Serinales; Debaryomycetaceae.